UCUCGAUCGACUCCUGACAACUCUACUGACUUGAUCAGUCACUUUGAGGCUUUAAAGCCGAGUUCUGAUGGGGUGUAUGAAGCUCGUGGGGUAAACGUCCACCACCCACUUGAUGUGGGGUGUGGAAGCAGCAGUGGUAGCAGCACAAGUAGCGGACAUCGGUCGUUUCGACGUGUGAAAGACAAAUGGACAGCAUCAGUAGCACCAUCGCUAGCAAACAGCGUCUUCGAUACGAAAGGUCAUUUGAGGGUCCUCACUGAACAGAAUCGACUGGAGUGUAUUGAUGCCGUGCAAGAUCAGCAGACUUCCAGUGGUAGUGGUGGCCGACGAGAUCACGCAUUCCGUGUCAGACCCUCUCAGACUACGUCUUUUGCCGAAGUUGGCGGUUUCUCAGUUGGCAGUAAUUUUGAGAAUGAAGAAGAGUUCGAGGAGGCGGAAGAAGAGGAUGAAGACGAGGAUAUUUCAUUGGAGAGCAUACCCAUUCAGUCGGAAGCCAGACCAGAGGACGUGGAGGCGAUAGAGUUGGAUGCCGCUGAUUCAACUACAGUGAAUGACUUAUCAGCCAUACAGCUAAUGCUUGUUUCCUCCUCAGCUUCAAGGCAUACCUCUAUUUCGUCUCCAAUGGCCAAUAUUCUUUGUUCAGAGCCUUGCUCGUCAAAGCCUUUGUCACAGCCUCUAUCUUGCCUAUGUUCUGGAGUUGGUAAUGCUGCAGUAGCAUCGAACCAAGGACGGAAGUCAAUAAUUGGUUCAGUCAAGCGUCCAAUCCUAACCAUAGAACAAGUGUCAUGGCCUCACAAGAAUGCUACUUCCUCUUUAAGUCUAUCUUCUAGCCUCUCUUCUCUCCAUGGUCUUCCCUCAGCACCGGACCUCUCACUCCACGGCCUCGAAACACUGGAUAAAACUCAUACCAGUGUUGGCUUAGACUUGCGAUCAGAUAUACCCUUGGUUCGUCCUUCAUCUGCAGCAUACUUCAUGACCUCAGCAAGAUCUCAAAGACUUCGCGGCCCAGCCCCACCUCCAUCUGUUGCUCUCUCUGUCAGCCUUACCUCACUCGCCUCGUUCUCCGAAGCUAAACGAGCCUCAGCUUAUCCAGCACUCGUCGGCGCGGAUGAAUUCAUGGACCGGCCAACAGUGCCUUUUGGGAAAUCACCCAUUGGGACAAAAUUAACUUCUGAAAGGAUUUUGGGCCGAGAUCCACCUUCGAUACUGCCUGGCUCAUUUACAAAGACAGAUGACAUCGAGGCUACUGGCCACCGGCGCUUUAUCUCUCCUAUCAGAUUAUCUGGCAUUUGUGGUGAUAGUGGCUCAUUUAAUAGGACUGACAGUGAUCAGGCCAGCUUUGCAAACGGUGAUAAAGUUUCUUGUGGGCCUAACAACCGGUGUCUUUCUCUUACAGGAUCAACCCAAGACAGAUUUCGCUCAGUAAAUCAGUUAAAUACUGAGCGUCCUCAGGCCAGCUCGAGCAUUGACGAAGACGACACUGAUUUCGCUUCAGCUCGAAUCCGACCGCAUUUUUAUCAUCAUCAGCUCUGA
Molecule: messenger RNA, 1533 nt
Organism: Protopolystoma xenopodis
Lineage: Eukaryota; Metazoa; Platyhelminthes; Monogenea; Polystomatidea; Polystomatidae
Source: the annotation of a GenBank genome assembly